UUGUACAACGUGUUAGUGUUGCUCUGCACAGUUGUUUCAUGGUAUCUUUAUCAUUGAGUAGUCUCAAUGUUACAUGUAAUUUAAAAGCUUUAAAGAAGAAUCAGUUGAACAUAAUAAAACUAAUAGGAAACCUUAUCUCUGUUUUGCUGUACUAAAGAGUAUAAAAUGGCUGCAACAAUGCCUAUUAAUCCAAAACCAUUCCUGAAUGGUUUAACAGGAAAACCAGUAAUGAUAAAAUUAAAAUGGGGGCAUGAGUACAAAGGCUACUUGGUAUCAGUAGAUGGUUAUAUGAAUAUACAAUUGGCUAAUGCUGAAGAGCAUAUCGAUGGAAACUUUACAGGAAGUCUUGGAGAAGUUCUUAUAAGAUGUAAUAAUGUUAUGUACUUACGUGGAGUAGAUGAAGAAGAUGAAGAAGGCGAAAUGAAAGAAUAGCUGUGUUAUAACAUAAUUGAUAUGAAUUGUAUGUAUUUAUGGAUCUUAAGAAAAAAAAUUAUUCAAACAUGCAACUGAUAAAAAAUUCUCAAACCUUUCAA
Molecule: messenger RNA, 533 nt
Organism: Copidosoma floridanum
Lineage: Eukaryota; Metazoa; Arthropoda; Insecta; Hymenoptera; Encyrtidae
Gene: SmF
Product: small ribonucleoprotein particle protein SmF
Biological process (GO): mRNA splicing, via spliceosome; spliceosomal snRNP assembly
Cellular component (GO): U1 snRNP; pICln-Sm protein complex; catalytic step 2 spliceosome
Molecular function (GO): RNA binding
Source: RefSeq, a predicted model, not a curated record